AUGUCCCAGUUAGAUCAUCUGGCGGGGCUGGAGUUGACAGACUUCGACACUCUGGCAAAUGCCCUUUUGACCACCAGUCCGGAAAAUUCACAAUCGGAUGCAUCGCUCCCUCCUACUCCAUCAUCAAUCCAAAGCGCAUUGAUAUUCUCCAAUAUUAUCCCACAGGCAUUUCUACCCCUUCAGUCCUUCGAUCAAAUACCGCCUGAAAUAUACUCCCCAUACCCCCCUGAGCUCUCCCCGACACAAUCGCUCCAGAGCUUAUCCCCACCUAACGCGGAGAUUCAAGCCCGGUCGAGUCAUUCACAACUUUCCUCCAUACAGUCGCUCAUGACUGCUUUGCGUACAUCGCUAUCACCUUUGAUGCCCUUCCCGAGUGUCUCAGUAGGUUCUCCCACUUAUCCCUAUUCUAGAAUUUCUCCGUUGGUGCGGCAACCACAUCUCCCCCAUCACUUGAAUAACCCCAUCGGCGCAUCAUCGAUCUUACACACCCCAAUUUCGUCAUUGAUGCCCAUCCCGGACCCUACCACAACCUCAGGAUAUCCACAAUGUCACGGCGUCUCUGCACCUGUGGCGCGUUUUCUCAGUCGUAGACGCGACGCUCAUUCUCACAGAGAACGAUCGCCGCGUUUGGCUUCUUCUGUGCUCAUGCCUAGUGACCCAUCGACAUCACAAAAUCUACGAUAUCAUAUCCCCUCUGCCUUAAUGGACUCGAAUCUCACCGAACUUCCAAAAGACCCUUACCCUCACAGCGCUGGUCCAUCAGCGUCUAUCACUUCUGAGCCUACACUGGACAGAUCCGAAGGCGCAAUCUCGCAAUCGCAAUCGCAGACGCAGACAUUAUCCCUGGCUCCUUCUAGAUCCGUACGAGUGCGUGUGCCUCAAACGAUGGCGGUCUCGAGCGAUCGACCUCUGGAAAAGGUUGACUUCAGAAUGGGCGCAGCCCGUGGUGUUCGAGUGCGCGACAUUCUCAACAAAAGCAUUGUCAUCGAUAACAGCGAAGACCAUGUGUUUGCAACAAUUGGGAAUCGAUCAAUCACUCUGGUCAUUGCUUGGCCUGGAUAUACUCAGUCGGGUACUUAUAUCAAACUCCAAGUCGGAGGCAAACCUAUUACGCGAGGCCAACUCGCCGAGUGUAUUUCAUCCUCCGUUUCCCUCUUUAUUGGCAAGGCGUCGAAAAGCCGUGUAGCUCACGGUUACGAACGGUGGGCGAUCGGCCAUCGCGGAGUUCACCUCAGUCGGUUAUGGCUUAUCUCUAUCGUGAAGGCACACAAAAAUAUAUGGCUUGCCGAACUUGAAAUCAAGCUUUAA
Molecule: messenger RNA, 1308 nt
Organism: Sparassis crispa
Lineage: Eukaryota; Fungi; Basidiomycota; Agaricomycetes; Polyporales; Sparassidaceae
Exons: 5
Coding region: 1-1308 (435 amino acids)
Source: RefSeq, a predicted model, not a curated record